ACACGGGCGGAGACGGGAAGCAGAGGCCAGGCGGGCGGGACUGAGGGACUCAGAGUGACGCGCGGGCUGGGAAGAAGAAUCGAGGUUUGGCUCGGGCGGGGACGACAAUCAAGUGAAGCGCCGGGACGGCGGUCGAUGCGGGCGGGCGAGAGAGGCCUUUGUCUCCUCCUCCCGCGCGCUCGGUGGUGCCACUCCGAUCCCCAUGAGCCCGCGGCCCCCCGGCGCCCGGGCGUCCUGCAGCCCCUGACCUGCCCUGUCCUCGCCAUGGCCGAGGCAGCCUCGGGCGCCGGGGGCGCGACCCUGGAGGGGGAGCGAGGGAAGAGGCCCCCGCCGGAGGGCGAGCCUGCAGCGCCUGCGUCUGGAGUCCUGGAUAAACUGUUUGGGAAGAGGCUCCUGCAGGCUGGCCGCUACCUGGUAUCCCACAAGGCAUGGAUGAAGACGGUACCCACCGAGGACUGUGACGUGCUCAUGACCUUCCCAGACACCACCGAUGACCACACGCUGCUGUGGCUGCUGAAUCACAUCCGAGUGGGCAUCCCUGAGCUGAUCGUGCAAGUUCGCCACCAUCGCCACACGCGUGCCUAUGCCUUCUUUGUCACAGCCACAUAUGAGAGCUUGCUCCGGGGGGCCGAUGAGCUGGGUCUGCGCAAGGCAGUGAAGGCCGAAUUUGGCGGGGGCACCCGCAGCUUCUCCUGCGAAGAGGACUUCAUCUACGAGAAUGUGGAAAGCGAGCUGCGCUUCUUUACAUCGCAGGAGCGGCAGAGCAUCAUCCGCUUCUGGUUGCAGAACCUACGGGCCAAGCAGGGGGAGGCGCUGCACAACGUGCGCUUCUUGGAGGACCAGCCAAUCAUCCCAGAGCUGGCUGCCCGAGGCAUCAUACAGCAGGUGUUUCCGGUCCAUGAGCAGCGCAUUCUGAAUCGUCUCAUGAAGUCCUGGGUGCAGGCCGUGUGUGAAAACCAGCCCUUAGAUGACAUUUGUGACUACUUUGGGGUGAAGAUCGCCAUGUAUUUUGCCUGGCUGGGCUUCUACACAUCAGCAAUGGUUUACCCUGCUGUCUUUGGCUCUGUUUUGUAUACAUUUACUGAAGCCGAUCAGACAAGCCGGGAUGUUUCCUGUGUUGUCUUUGCUCUCUUCAACGUGAUCUGGUCAACACUGUUCUUGGAGGAGUGGAAACGAAGGGGCGCAGAGUUAGCCUACAAGUGGGGGACAUUAGACUCACCCGGGGAAGCUGUGGAGGAGCCACGACCCCAGUUCAGGGGUGUCCGACGCAUCAGCCCCAUCACUCAGGCUGAGGAGUUCUACUACCCGCCCUGGAAGCGACUGCUCUUCCAGCUGCUCGUCAGCCUGCCUCUGUGCCUGGCCUGCCUUGUCUGUGUCUUUGUGCUGAUGCUUGGCUGCUUCCAGUUGCAGGAGCUGGUCCUGAGCGUGAAGGGUUUACCCCGCCUGGUUCGCUUCCUGCCCAAGGUCAUGCUGGCCCUGCUGGUCAGUGUGAGCGCUGAGGGCUACAAGAAGUUAGCUGUGUGGCUCAAUGACAUGGAGAACUACCGGCUAGAGAGCGCCUACGAGAGGCACCUUAUCAUCAAAGUUGUCUUGUUCCAGUUUGUCAACUCGUACUUGAGUCUGUUCUACAUCGGCUUCUACCUCAAAGACAUGGACCGCCUGAAAGAGCUCCUGCUACUCCUGUCCCUGACCCAGAGCCUCGAGCGGCAGCUGCGGGCGGUGCUGGUCCCGCUCGUGGCCCUGCGGUUCCGCCUGCUCCUCCUGUCCCUCCGGGGUUUCCUGCUCGUGGCCUGGGCCAAAAUGCUGGCCACUCUGCUCAUCACCCGGCAGCUGCUGCAGAAUGUGCGCGAGGUGCUGCAGCCGCACCUGUAUCGCAGGCUGGGCCGCGGGGAGCUGGGUCUGCGCUCCAUCAGGGAACUGGCCCGGGCCCUGCUGGGCCUGCUGAACCCCUUGCGCCCGGACCCCCGAGGGCAUCUGGAGGCCCAGGCUGAUGAGGGAGGAGCAGGGAGCCACAGGUGUUUGGGUGGAGGCUGCGGGGCGCCGGAGGAAGAGGAAGAGACGGCAGUGGAGCGGAGGCCGGCAGGGGAAGGUGGAGAGGUCCCAGAUGGGCCUCGGGGUGGCAAGGAGGAGGAGGAGGACGAGGAAGACGAGGAGGACGAGGAGGACGAGGAGGACGAGGGCGAGGAAGGCGGCCUCCUGGACUGCGGGCUGCGCCUUAAGAAGGUCAGCUUUGCGGAGCGGGGCGCAGGGCGACGCAGGCCAGGCCCGGGUCCCGAUGGCCUCCUGGCAGAGGGGAGCCCCACCAUGGUGGAGAAAGGGCUGGAGCCUGGCGUGUUUACUCUGGCUGAGGAAGACGAUGAGCCAGAGGGGCCUCCCAGCAGCCCUGGGCCAGAGCCCCCGACCAUCUUACUUCGUCGCGCGAGCGGCGAGGGCCGCGACCAAGGUCCCGAUGGAGGCCGAGACCCAGAGACCAGCUCUGGCGACACGGGUGGGAGACAGAGGAGGAACAACAGGUCCUCAUGGAUCGACCCACCAGAGGAGGAGCAUUCGCCACAGCUCACACAGGCGGAGCUGGAGAGCUGCAUGAAGAAGUAUGAGGACACGUUUCAGGACUACCAGGAGAUGUUUGUGCAGUUCGGCUAUGUAGUGUUCUUCUCUUCCGCCUUCCCCCUGGCUGCCCUGUGCGCCCUAGUCAACAACCUGAUUGAGAUCCGAAGCGACGCCUUCAAGCUAUGCACCGCCCUACAGCGGCCCUUUGGGCAGCGAGUGGAGAGCAUCGGCCAGUGGCAGAAGGUCAUGGAGGCGAUGGGCGUGCUGGCAAUCGUGGUGAACUGCUACCUCAUUGGCCAGUGUGGCCAGCUGCAGCGCCUGUUUCCCUGGCUGAGCCCAGAGGCGGCCAUCGUGUCUGUGGUGGUGCUAGAGCACUUGGCUCUGCUGGUCAAGUACCUCAUCCACGCAACCAUCCCUGACAUCCCUGGAUGGGUGGCUGAAGAGAUGGCCAAACUGGAGUACCAGCGACGAGAAGCCUUCAAGCGGCACGAGCGGCAGGCGCAGCAGCGUUUCCAGCAGCAGCAGCGGAUGAGGCCUCAAGAGGACCCAGGGAACCCAUCAGGGUGGCGAUUUCGGGGCCUGGGUCCAGAUGCAUGGAAUCGUGACCCCAAGGACCCCUGGGCAAGGAGGUGCGGCAGUCAGUCCUAUGCCAGUCACUCCGGUCCCAGUGGCUCCAGCAGAGGUGUGCGGACCAAAGACGCUGGGUGA
Messenger RNA from Myodes glareolus (Bank vole), 3258 nucleotides. The record is from RefSeq and is a predicted model, not a curated record. Lineage: Eukaryota; Metazoa; Chordata; Mammalia; Rodentia; Cricetidae.